AUGUUCACACUUGGUGAUUGCGGAGCAGCGAUCGGACGUCAGUGCAGCAGAAUAUGUGGAUCGAGCCGAAGCUACAGAGAUGAUACAGAAGAAUACAUUUUGGGCCAAACUGAGCUAGGCCCUUUCAGUAGAGAUUCCAAUAGGCGCAGAUCCCACCCUACUCCUACAUCUCGUCCUGAUACUCGCGGUCCAGAUUCUCGCGGUCUGAGUAGUCGCCAUCCGCAUCCUCCUAUCACUUCUCAAGCCCAACCUUAUCAUCGCCUAUACCCAGACGCACGGAGUAGGCCUGAGAAUCAAACUACUCGUUAUCCCACGCAAGUUCCACGUUUCCAAGAAAGUACCUAUUCCACACCAUCGCCAAGUGCCCAAAGCGCCAGUGCGAAUUCUCAGGGUUUAGCUACACCCGGUAAAUCCAGUCGUCCCAGCAGUUCUUCUCGUCAAAUGCCCAGUAAUCCUAGAACCCGUGUGUCAACUAGAGAGAGUCAUAGUCGUGGCACGCAAAAUAUAAGAGCUAGAUUAGAUCCUAUGAUUCUAGAACCGAAUGGCUAUGCGUAUGUCUCUCCGAGUGUAUCUACAAGACGUAAAACUGCUGGAAGUGUAGCGAAUUCUGAGCUGGAUGAGUCUCGUUUUGGGAAGGAGCAUGUGUAA
This is a messenger RNA of Botrytis byssoidea, 648 nucleotides long. RefSeq lists its product as uncharacterized. The record is from RefSeq and is a predicted model, not a curated record. Lineage: Eukaryota; Fungi; Ascomycota; Leotiomycetes; Helotiales; Sclerotiniaceae. The transcript has 2 exons. The coding region runs from base 1 to 648 and encodes 215 amino acids.